AUGUCUGACGUCGCUACCUUAUUCUCAUCAUGCGAUCUCAAGAAGCUGGCGGUGACGGCCGAAGAACUGCGGACACUUGCCGCCGUGGAUCACCUUGGAGAGGAAGAAGUCUGUUGGCUACUCGACCCGCUGAACCCCGAUCGGUCUACCUUUGUCGCUCCCACUCCGUGGGCAGCGCUGCAGUGGAUUUGCCGCGUCGCGCGGCAGAAGCCUCUUCUGAAGAGCGUCCGGGAUCUGAAGAAGCGAUCACGUGCAGAAGGGGAUUCCGAUGAGGACUCGGACGGCAGUCGGCCUUCUAAGCAGGCCCGCAGCGGCGGGUCCUCGAACACCCGGAGCGCGGAGCAGAAGCGGCAGUUGGAGGCCAAACUUCAAUACCGUGACUUUUGGCACAACUCGCAAGAGGCGCAACGGAACGCGCGCGAGGAGGAUCUAUUCAACAACGAGCGCGCCCAAUGGCUCCGGUUCGCCGGCGCGCAACCGGAGGGCAAAGGGGUCGGCAGCGCUGUCAUGGCCGAGGUGGUGCGUCGUGCGACCACAGUCGGGAAUUCGGACGCACUGCGAGAGUUGCAGCUCAGUCUACAGAAUUGGCGCGAGCAACAUGCUGAGCAGGUUUCAGCGCCGUCUUCCCAGCGCCCCUCGCAGACACUUGUGCGCCGCCUUACGCAAAGGCAAGGUCGUUCCUCGUCUCGGUACCACUAUCGCCAUCUCAAAAAGUGCGAGCAGUUGGGCGCGAGGUUGUCCAUCGAGCGUCGUUACUCAGCAGCGCGCCUGCGCGCUGAUUAUGAAUCUCGCCUCGGCGACGACCCAGACGGCGUAACGACGCACGCGCGCCAACGCAUUCAGGCCCAGUUCUUCGAAGAGUUGGAUUCCUCUGGCGAACCAAAGCGCUCUAAUCCUCACUUUUUGUGGUUUCAGCGCACGUUGAAACACGGCAAGCGAUGGCUUUCCCUUGAGGCAGCGUUUGGCAGUGGCAUUUUCGCCCUGUUGCCGCCCACGCGUGUGCCCAACACGUACAUUGAACGCACGUUAACGGAUGAGUUGUUUUCGCUGUGGAUUCGUCUCAUUCUGCACUGCCGUCCGCUGGUAAAGGUCAUGUCCACGCGUGUCAGCGGUGUGGUAGAGGGACUCGCGGAGAACAUGCUGCCGCCAGCCGAUCGUCUCGCUCUGGAGAUUUUCGCCGAAGACCUAGACCCGGACGUAGAGGCAAGUGACGAGCUUGCUUCCCUUCUCGAACCUCAUACGAUGCAUGGGCGCGUCAGCGAGAUAGGUCAGUCCGAUCUCGAGCCCACCCAGAGUGCGGUCGCAUCGCGCCGCUUCAGCAAUGUUACUUUGCCUGACAGUCAGGAAGUGGAGGAGGACGAAGAGGCAGAAGACAGGGACGAAGGGGACGAGGAGGAGGAGGAGGGCGAGGAGGAUACGGGUGCUGGCGCAGAGGAGGCGUGCAGCCCUGCUGUACAAUCCCUGAAUCCACCGCCCUCGAACCAGCAAGCCUUGUUCCUUUCCCAGGCGAAUGAAGGGUGCCCUGAUCAUGAGCGCAGCAGUGCGUUAUACGGUUCUGUUCCCCAGGACCUUUCGCAGUGGUCGGAGGAAGAUGUAGUUGCGUGA
Alternaria arbusti is the source of this 1605-nucleotide messenger RNA. RefSeq lists its product as uncharacterized. Bases 1 to 1605 code for a protein of 534 amino acids. The record is from RefSeq and is a predicted model, not a curated record. The transcript has a single exon. NCBI's taxonomy places the organism in Eukaryota, Fungi, Ascomycota, Dothideomycetes, Pleosporales, Pleosporaceae.